AUGUUGUCAAGCAAGGCUAGUUGCAAUAGUCAUGGAGAAGACUCAUCAUAUUUCCUGGGGUGGCAACUUUAUGACAAUAAUCCUUUUCAUGGAGUUGUUAAUCCCACUGGGAUUAUUCAGAUGGGGCUUGCUGAGAAUCAGCUAUCUUUCGACCUGGUAGAAUCAUGGCUACGGAAAAACCUGGACGCCAUGGGAUUGAAGAAGGAUGGAGAAUCUGUAUUCAGGGAACUGGCUCUCUUCCAGGACUAUCACGGUUUACCUGCUUUCAAAAACGAACUGGUGGAGUACAUGGCGAAAAUCAGAGGGAACAAGGUUACAUUUGAUCCCAACAACCUGGUGCUUGCCGCUGGUGCAACUUCAGCUAAUGAGACUUUGAUCUUUUGCCUUGUUGAUCCUGGUCAAGCUAUCCUUCUUCCCACACCAUACUACCCUGGGUUCAAUAGGGAUCUUAAAUGGAGGACUGGGGUAGAAAUUGUUCCAGUACAUUGUUGGAGCUCAAAUGGGUUCAGAAUCACAAUGUCUGCACUUGAAGAUGCUUACCAGAGCGCUCAAACACUUAACCUCAAAGUAAAAGGGGUUUUAAUAACCAAUCCAUCGAAUCCACUCGGCACAACAAUGACUAGGGAGGAGCUUAACCAUCUCAUUACAUUUGCCAUUGCCAAAAACAUUCAUAUCAUAAGCGACGAAGUUUUUGCUGGAACAGUCUUUGACUCUCCAGGUUUCAUAAGCAUUAUGGAAGCCGCAAUGGAUCGAAGCCUUGCAAAUGAAAAUCCGGGUUUAUGGAACCGCAUUCACAUUGUUUACAGCCUUUCUAAGGAUCUAGGCUUACCAGGAUUUCGUGUCGGAAUGAUUUAUUCAAACAAUGAAACAGUGGUGAGUGCAGCCACUAGGAUGUCGAGUUUCGGCCUGGUUUCAUCGCAAACGCAGUACCUACUCUCCAACAUGUUAGCAAACAAGAAAUUCACCAGCAAAUACAUGAAGGAGAACCAAAAGAGGCUUAAAAGGAAAAGAGAAAUGCUGGUUUCAGGUCUUAGAACAUCAGGAAUGGAAUGCUUAAAAAGCAAUGCAGGCUUGUUUUGUUGGGUGGACAUGAGACAUCUCUUAUCUUCCAACACAUUCGAAGCUGAAACAAAGCUGUGGAAGACGAUUCUAUGCGAAGUUGGGUUGAAUAUGACGGCGGGUGAGUCUUGCCAUUGCAGUGAACCAGGGUGGGUCAGAGUCUGCUUUGCUAAUAUGUCCCAAGCUACGCUUCAAAUUGCGAUGAGACGACUUCGUGAUUUUGCUGAACGUUAAAGCUGUGGUGGUAGGAUCGGUAAUAAGAUCAGUAGUCA
Molecule: messenger RNA, 1331 nt
Organism: Gossypium arboreum
Lineage: Eukaryota; Viridiplantae; Streptophyta; Magnoliopsida; Malvales; Malvaceae
Product: 1-aminocyclopropane-1-carboxylate synthase CMA101-like
Exons: 4
Coding region: 1-1293 (430 amino acids)
Biological process (GO): amino acid metabolic process; biosynthetic process
Molecular function (GO): pyridoxal phosphate binding; transaminase activity
Source: RefSeq, a predicted model, not a curated record